AUGUCAAACCCUAUCCCUUCCGUUGAGCGGGAGGAUGGUAGUCCCAUGCCAGGCUCUUUUGAAGCCAUGCAAGAAGAUGACGAGCGCUGGAGAGCACCUCGUCGAUACAGGGCGCCCUUAAUCCACCGACACGGAUCGAGGCAACCGCCCAUGCACGGACCGGACGAUCUGGAGCCGCCUUCCCCGCAAGGUUAUAUUCCUCCAGAAAUGGAGGAAUCCUGGCCAUCGAGGUCACCUCACCGUACGAGGAGAGAACACUCCUCUGGACGAGUGCCCCGUGUCCCAACGCAUGUGCCUGUGACUGGUUCGCAGGACAUGUCCAUGCACGAAGAGAGACAUAUCCCGGAGAAUGCGGUGAUGAUCGCUGCUAGUAGUAAGGCUGACUCCGAGGCAGGCGACAUGGAGGAAGCAGAGAGCAGAGAGAUGGGUUCGCCUUUGGCCGCUCCAGUGCCUACCGCAAUGACUGGUCCCAUAAUGGACUCUAUGGACGCUGCUGAGGCUGCACACCUUGAAGGGACCCAGCCCACAGUAUUAAUGCCGGAUGUCCCGCCUGUGCUGGAAGGAUUAAUGCCAGACGGCAUUUCAAGCAGAGCACCAAAGACAGCAAGACUAGGUUCGCCUACUAUGAAUGAGAUCCACACCAGCCAAGCCAUCACCGAAGAGGAUAUGACGCCGAAUAUAAUUCCUCGAAAUAUCACCACCAGGACGACUACCGAAGACGUCGCCACCGACAUGACGAUCGCUACGACGACGACGAUAGAUGGAAUGAUUACGGGCGAACAGGCUCGUACAGUUCGCGAGCACCACAACACAUGCAUCCAGGUGAUGAUUUUCGGCGACAACCAUCGUAAGCAGUUUUAG
This is a messenger RNA of Coniophora puteana RWD-64-598 SS2, 861 nucleotides long. RefSeq lists its product as uncharacterized. The record is from RefSeq and is a predicted model, not a curated record. Lineage: Eukaryota; Fungi; Basidiomycota; Agaricomycetes; Boletales; Coniophoraceae. The transcript has 4 exons. Bases 1 to 861 code for a protein of 286 amino acids.